Messenger RNA from Entrophospora candida, 1426 nucleotides. The record is from the annotation of a GenBank genome assembly. NCBI's taxonomy places the organism in Eukaryota, Fungi, Glomeromycota, Glomeromycetes, Entrophosporales, Entrophosporaceae.
GAGCAGAACCCCCUUCUCGUGCUAUUUACAGAAUGUCAUACCAAGAGACUAACGAACUGAAGAAACAACUUGCCGACUUGCUAAAGAAAGGAUAUAUUCAACCUAGUACAUCACCAUUUGGAGCACCUGUGUUAUUCGAAACUCUGGAAAAAGGAUAUCAGCAGGAUAAGUAUUUUGCACCAAUCUUUGAAACAUUGAAAAAUUCAGAAGGAAGUGAUGAAAAACAAAAAGCACGAGCAGUACAUUAUGAAUUGAGGGACAAUAAAUUAUAUUUGAAACAGGGUCAACAACUUGCUAUUCCUAAAAAUAAAGAAUUGCAAACUAGACUGUUACAUGAAUAUCAUGAUAUUCCUACUGCGGGACAUUUAGGAAUUGACAAAACAUACAAAGCUAUUAGAAGAGAUUACUUUUGGCCAAAAAUGGGAAAAGACGUUCAAAAAUAUGUCACCAGUUGUGAUUCGUGUCAAAGGAAUAAAAGUAGUAAUCAACAACCAGCAGGACUUUUACAACCACUUCCAACACCAACAAAAUGCUGGGAACAAGUCACAAUGGACUUUAUAGUACAAUUACCAACAACACAUAGGGGAUACGAUGCAAUCGUAGUAAUUGUAGACCGACUAUCAAAACGUGCACACUUUUGUCCAACACAUACAUCAGUGACUGCACUGGAAGUUGCAAAAAUCUUCUUUGCCACUAUUUUUAAAAAUCAUGUAGGAACUAAAUUGGCUUUAUCAACUGCAUUUCACCCACAAACAGAUGGACAAACAGAACAGAUGAAUAGAACACUAGAAGAAAUGUUACGUGCAUACUCCUCAUACAAACAAGACAAUUGGGAUGAAUAUCUACCUGCCGCUGAAUUUGCUUACAACAAUUCCAAACAACCUUCAACUGGACAUACACCAUUUGAAUUGGAUUGUGGUCAACACCCAAACACUCCUAGUUCAUUAGCAGCAAAGAAAAACACACAAGUACCAGCAGCAGAUGAUUUCUUGAAUCAUUGGGACACUAUGAUUCAAAUCGCAAAAGAUACCUUGAUGAUUGCUCAAGAAAGACAAGUAAAAUACUCUAAUCAAAGUCGACGUUACGAAGAAUACAAAGUAGGAGAUAAGGUCUUGUUGUCUACACGACAUAUAACUACACCAAUUGAUAAGAAUCGACCAACCAAGAAGCUUGCACCAAAAUACAUGGGACCAUACACAAUCAUUGCUGAAGUUUCUACAACUGCGUAUAAAUUAGACUUACCAGGAAAUUUAAAGAUUCAUCCUGUUUUCCAUUUGGUACGAACAAAACCACAUUAUUUAGUUAAAUGGAAAGGUUAUCCAUUACAUGAUGCAACUUGGGAACCUGCUGAACAUUUGAAGAAUGCAGAGAGGAAAAUUAAAGAAUUUGAAUUGAUGAGGAUGUCAAAUCUUAAGGAGGGGAGAAU